This is a messenger RNA of Marmota monax (woodchuck), 2489 nucleotides long. It is a transcript of the gene Rsph3, whose product is annotated as radial spoke head 3. The transcript has 8 exons. NCBI's taxonomy places the organism in Eukaryota, Metazoa, Chordata, Mammalia, Rodentia, Sciuridae. The record is from RefSeq and is a predicted model, not a curated record. Gene Ontology annotation, cellular component: cilium. Bases 235 to 1506 code for a protein of 423 amino acids.
CAGUUGCUGAGCAACCGGAGCCGGCGCCGACGACUGGCUCUGCGCUACCCCGAGCAAGUCGAGUGCAGCUCCCGCCUCCUGCUCCGGCAGCCUCGCGUCGCGCCCACCUCCCGGCCCGCCGCCGCUCCUCGCCUCGUGGAAUUCCUGCUCUUGGCACUACCCGCAACUCUCUGGCUCUGUCGCCUCCCUAACGCCCACCUGCUUCACCGAAAGCCGGGCAGCUCGACCCCGGACAUGACCUCCGCGCUGACUGACCGCACCUCCGGGGCCAUGGGCACCUACACCUACACCAGCAGGCCCCGGGUCCUGCCCUGCCAGCGCCGCCGUUACCGGGACAACCUGUUGCAGCCAGAAGAAGAACCUAUGCGGUAUGGAAACAUAAUGUAUGACAGAAGGGUGAUCCGAGGCAACACUUACGCACUUCACACAGGGCCGCUGUCUGGGCAGACUGAUCCUCUAGAGCUUCAGAGAGCACAGGCAGCUAAAAGGAGGGCUCUUGCCAGGAAACGAGCCCAAGAGCAGCUCAGACCACGGACACCAGAACCUGUGGAAGGCAGGAAGCACGUGAAUGUGCAGACAGAAUUGUACCUUGAAGAAAUUGCUGAUCGUGUAAUAGAAGUUGAUAUGGAAUGCCAAACAGAUGCGUUUUUGGACAAACCACCGACACCACUCUUCAUUCCUGCCAAGACUGGCAGGGAUGUGGCCACCCAAAUACUAGAAGGAGAGCUUUUUGACUUUGACCUUGAAGUUAAACCAAUGUUAGAAGUUUUGGUGGGGAAGACAAUUGAGCAGGCCCUUCUGGAAGUGAUGGAAGAAGAAGAGUUGGCCAACCUGCAGGCCAGUCAGCAUGCAUAUGAAGAAAUACGGAAUGUGGAACUGGCCGAAGUUCAGCGACUGGAAGAGCAAGAGAGACGACACCGAGAAGAAAAAGAACGUCGUAAGCAGCAGCAGUGGGAAAUAAUAAACAAACAUAACGAGACAGCACAAAAGAUUUCUGCCCGUGCAUUUGCACAGCGUUAUCUGGCCGACCUUCUCCCAUCUGUUUUUGGCAGUCUCAGGGAUAGCGGCUACUUUUAUGAUCCUAUCGAGAGAGAUAUUGAAAUAGGAUUUCUCCCAUGGCUAAUGAAUGAAGUUGAAAAAACCAUGGAAUAUAGCAUGGUGGGAAGAACAGUGCUUGACAUGUUGAUCCGGGAAGUGGUUGAAAGGAGACUGAAUACUUAUGAGCAGAAAGACAACAGAUAUCCUUCUCUAAGAUCAGAGGGAUUUUAUGAUCCUAGAGUAAUGGGAGAAACCCUGGGGAGUUAUGAUCCAAACAUACCACAGACCCAGGAGCCAUUGCUGGGCACAGACUACCUACAAGGAACACAGUAUGGAAGAAGGUCCUAUUCCCAGGAAAGGAGGUUUAUGGAAGAAGGAGUGCUCUUGGAGCCGGAGGAAGACACAGAAAUGAGGAAAACCUUAGGGAAGGAAGACCCUUCAGCAGCAGGGGGAGCUUGGGAGCCAUGAAGCAAGUCAACAAUAACAAUCAGGUAAUGAUGCACAGGCCCCUCGGGAACUAGAAAUUACUUUGUAUUUAGUCAACAUGUCUUUUUGUCUAAUGAACUGAGCAAGUGAAUUGUGAUAAAAUAAUAAAACAAGUAAAGAUAACACUUUAACUCAUUUAUUUAAUAGAAUAUUCAAAGGCUAUAUUGUAAUCCUUGAUUACUAGUUUCCCGUUACCACUAUAUGUAUCGAAAGAAUCUAUUUUUCCUUAAUCCUUCUAACUUGUGGGGGGUGGGGGGUAGUAUGCUAUCUAAUGUGUAAUAUUAGAUAUCUAGAUCAUAGAUUCUAACUACAUAUCAGUGCUUUCACCAUUGAGUUUUUCCUUCUCUAUAGGGAAACUAUUUCACCCAUUCUAUGAAAGAAUAACUAAAUGUAGUGAUACUGAAGACAAAAGUACUUCCUCCCUGCAAGAACAAAAACUCUCUCCCUAUUUGUAUUAAAUUAAGCAGAUCAUUACCCUUUAUAUAUUAGGGGAUUCUCUGGGUGGGUGAUAUGUUCUCAUCUGUCUUUUUUCUCAUUCCUACUGUGAGAAAAUUCAGGCAGCACCAAUAAAGCAAAAGUCCUUGUUUACCCUUAUGCAGUUCAUUCCCCUCUCCAGAAGAAAACCACUGUUAUUAGUUAGGUGAGUAUCAUUAAGGCCUUUUCCAAGUAUUUAUAUACAUCUAUGUUAUAUACAAAUUUAUAGGUUGAUUUUUCUUUUUAUAUAUAUAUAUAUACAUUAAUACAUGUAAAUUGCUUAUCUUUUAAACAUUAAUACAUGUAAAUUGCUUAUCUUUUAAAAACAGGGUAUGAUGUUACAUAUUAUGGCUGUUAUAGGGAAUUCACAUUUGACUUUUUUAUCUGAAUUUGUUUAGAGAAUUUGCCUGUGGUAUUGAAAAAUCACAUAUUAUUUUAUUUCCAAAAUCUUGUUGAUAUAAAGCAAUAAAGGUAUUCUUCUGAUCCUUUAA